AUGUGCGACUGGGAAGAGUUUCUCUUCACCUGUAACCACUCUAUUGUACGGCUGAAAUCGUAUUGCCACUUCGCCCGCAAUGAUCCGAACCACCAAUGCUUCGGCGUCAAAGUUCUCCGCAACUCGUGGAAGCAGAGCGUUCCGUGCGACAACUGCAUCUUGGCCUGGCACAGUGGGGGGCACCCGAGCUUCCCUGCCGGCCUAGAGUGCAUUGAUGGCCAGAGUCGCCGUCGCUGA
Messenger RNA from Colletotrichum destructivum, 237 nucleotides. RefSeq lists its product as uncharacterized. NCBI's taxonomy places the organism in Eukaryota, Fungi, Ascomycota, Sordariomycetes, Glomerellales, Glomerellaceae. The transcript has a single exon. Bases 1 to 237 code for a protein of 78 amino acids. The record is from RefSeq and is a predicted model, not a curated record.